Molecule: messenger RNA, 690 nt
Organism: Arachis stenosperma
Lineage: Eukaryota; Viridiplantae; Streptophyta; Magnoliopsida; Fabales; Fabaceae
Exons: 1
Coding region: 1-690 (229 amino acids)
Source: RefSeq, a predicted model, not a curated record
AUGACCAGAUUUGCAGAAGCAAUAAUCGAGAUACCGGAUCUGGACCCCGCCGUCCACCUACACGCCCUUAAGGCCGGUCUCCGACCCGGGAAGUUCAGGGAAACAAUUGCGGUUACCAAACCGAAGACGCUGGAGGAAUUUCAGAAAAGGGCAGCCGGACAAAUAGAGAUCAAUGAGCUCCGCGAAGCCGAACGAGCAGAAAGAAAACAACCUAGGAGGGAAGAGGACAGAACCACGAAAUCGGCAAACAGCAAGGACUCCCGAAAGCCAUUCAAGCUUACCCCAAAAUUCGACAACUACACCAGAUUUAACACAAAGAGGGAAAGGAUAAUCAAAGAGAUACUCAACGCUAAAAUCAUAAAACCUCCGGCCAGAGCAGGGAGCUAUCAAGAUCAGCGAUUUGUGGACAAAAGUAAACACUGUGCCUUCCAUCAGAACUACGGGCAUACAACUGAUGAAUGCGUGAUAGCAAAAGACUUGUUAGAAAGACUAGCUCGACAAGGCCUCCUGGAUAAAUACAUCGAAGGCAGGAAACAUAAAGAAAACGGCAGAGGCCGAGAAGAACGCCAACAAACUCCGGGAAACAAGGAAGACAACAAAUUGUCAAACAACGCUCCACCAAAAGGGAUCAUCAACUGCAUAUUUGGAGGAUUUGCCGGGGGAGGCGAAACAACCUCGGCGCGAAAAUGA